GACAACUGUUUCGAUUCUGCACUUGGCCAAUUCAUCCCAUUUGAACUGGAUAUAAAAAGGCGAUUCAUUUCAGCUGGAGAACAGCAGUAACGGCCAAGGGACCAACUAUUCACAAGAUGAAGUCUUGCAAAAUCCUGCUAAAGGUAUUCUGUGUAAUAUUUUUUACGUCGGCUGGUUUGAUCAACGCCGGGGGAAUAGACGACUCUAUUGAUGAAGGACUGGUAAGGAGCAGUAAUGAAACUGACGAAGGCGACGUCGAUACGAUUAUUGGCGGUUGGAUAGUUCCCAGAGGAGAUCACAAAUACAUGGCUCGUUUGAGUUCUGGCUGCGGCGGAACAGUAAUCAGCGAUCGUCACAUCCUCACCGCUGCUCACUGCCUUUACGGUUUCUCCUCAGUGAAUGUUUACAUGGGGGUCUACACAAUCAAUCCACUGGACAGUGGUUACAUAAAACGCGUUGUUCCAAGUUGGAAUUUUCGAAUUCACACGUCCUAUAAGGGUCAGAACUGGGAUGACAUCGCCAUUCUAAAGAUGGAUCCUCCACUAAGCCAAACCGAGCUUAGCCGUAUUGCCAUAGCGAAACUACCUCCUGCUGGCACUACCGUUACUUACGAAAAUCAAUGGGCACAAGCUGUCGGUUGGGGCUGGACUAUCGACGGUGUAUCGUCUGGUUCCCCGUAUUUAAAGGCUACAUGGUUGGCCAUACAAUCCAAAGAAUAUUGCUCGUAUAAAUUCUAUUAUGUUAAUGUAGCUGUCGGAAAUGGCGAAAGCGUCGGCGUACCAUACAACCACGCACUGAUGAUGUGUACCUACCGAGACAAUGAAGGAAGUUGCCUUGGAGAUAGUGGAGGCCCCAUCAUAGUUAACGAUGUUCAAGUCGGGAUCGCUAGCUUUGGUGGUCCAUCAUGUACCUACGGUGGCGCUUGGAUGCGAGUUUCUGCUUACGUCAACAAUGGAUGGAUUCGUAACAACAUGAUUUACUAAUCCAACAAGUUUUUCUUGCUUCUACACCCUUCAAUUAAAGAUUUAAACUUUUAACAUUUAAUUAUCAACCUAAUUUCAAUAGUAAGUCGUUGUAGCAAACGACAAAUAGAUCUGGUGGCGCAUACAAUUAAGAACGGGAUCAUUGUGAAACUUUAUUUAAUUUUUCUCUUGCGAUAGAAUCAAUUUUCACGUUUCUUUGUUAUGUUAGCAAAAACAAAUCAAAGACACUGAAAAAUAGAACAUUAUUAAGGAAGUGCUUGACAGAUAGCGUCAGAGUCGUCUUUGUCGCAAUCGCAAUCGUUCCAGCAUCCAUUGGCUCCAUAAUUAAUCACCAUGCAGUCUUCACCACCAAAUGCUCCGGUAUCAUCGGGUUGUUUGGAACACCAGUUAGAGUAGCCUGGAUACAAAAUUGUGUCGGUACUUUCCCAAUACCAAGUGCCUUCGUUUGGUGCGUCGGUUAGAGAAGUCAAGAAUGUCGCCUCUGUAAGGAAUGAAACCGUGUUAAUAUCAAUUCAGCAAACAAGUAAUAUCAAAAUGUAGACACAUGUUUCCAUUUGUCAUCCUUCAGGGAAAUUCUUUAUACAAAAUUGCAUGUCAUUUCAUUACUAGCGAUAAUGUAACAAUUACCAGUGCCCCAAGCGUUGUGAAUGGAUAGUUCUUUUUCAUAAGUUUCCAGGGACAGUAAUUUCAUGUUGUGAGAGUUGCAAUAGGACCUUUGGGAUGGAUGAUUUCUCUAGUUAUUACAAAAUUUGAAAAAGUGCAUAAAUUUUAUAGCCCCCCAAAAGGUGCCAAAUCAUCUAUAGGUUUGUCAUCAACUUACUUUGGUGAAAGUAGCACAGUAGCAAGAAACCUCGUCGACAACUCGUCCACACUGACUUUCUGUACCCAAAUUAAACGGGCAAUCAACCGCCUGUAUAACGACACCCCAAUCUUGGAGUAAGUAUAACUGUCUCAAUAUAAAGUAUAAAAAUACAAUUCGUUUAACCUUUUGAAUCUUGAGUUUUAGAUUUGAAUUUGGCGCUUUGGUGAACCGGAUGCUGGCUGUCGACUGGGUCGUGUACACGGACGCUGACAAAUCUUUUCUCGAACGUUCGUGAAUCUUUUGAUCCUCUAAAAGGAGGAUCGGAGAAUCUUCUUUGGCCCCAUCAUGGAUCUAAAGUA
This is a messenger RNA of Daphnia pulex (common water flea), 2144 nucleotides long. Its product is annotated as trypsin beta-like. Gene Ontology annotation, molecular function: serine-type endopeptidase activity. The transcript has 8 exons. NCBI's taxonomy places the organism in Eukaryota, Metazoa, Arthropoda, Branchiopoda, Diplostraca, Daphniidae. The record is from RefSeq and is a predicted model, not a curated record. Bases 117 to 983 code for a protein of 288 amino acids. Gene Ontology annotation, biological process: proteolysis.